Messenger RNA from Dromiciops gliroides (monito del monte), 4605 nucleotides. RefSeq names its product ATPase H+ transporting V1 subunit A (gene ATP6V1A). The transcript has 16 exons. Gene Ontology annotation, cellular component: lysosomal membrane; proton-transporting V-type ATPase, V1 domain. The coding region runs from base 277 to 2130 and encodes 617 amino acids. Lineage: Eukaryota; Metazoa; Chordata; Mammalia; Microbiotheria; Microbiotheriidae. The record is from RefSeq and is a predicted model, not a curated record. Gene Ontology annotation, molecular function: proton-transporting ATPase activity, rotational mechanism; ATP binding; ATP hydrolysis activity. Gene Ontology annotation, biological process: proton transmembrane transport; ATP metabolic process.
AGGUGGGGUUUAGGGGGGAAUCAUAUGAUUCUCGAGGCUCCGCCCCUGCUGCUGCUUCUGCUGCUGGAGUCGCGGAGAUCCGCAGUGACAGAGCUGAAGGGCUUCCUUUACCCGGUCGCUCGCACACAGUCUUUGGCAGCUCGCGCCGUAGUAGCAUCAUAGGGAAUUCUUCUGUGACUUGACUUAGAAAAUCAUAUGCCUGGGAAGUUGUGAUAAUACCCCACCUUGGUCAGUUUCACCUCUAGCUUAUAAGCUUUUGACAAGUAAAUUAACAAGAUGGAUUUCUCCCAACUACCCAAAAUUCGUGAUGAAGAUCAGGAAAGUGAAUUUGGCUACGUAUAUGGAGUCUCAGGACCUGUGGUCACUGCCUGUAACAUGUCUGGUGCAGCUAUGUAUGAACUGGUAAGAGUGGGCCAUAGUGAACUGGUGGGAGAGAUUAUUCGGUUGGAAGGUGAGAUGGCCACUAUCCAGGUGUAUGAAGAAACCUCUGGUGUAUCUGUUGGUGAUCCAGUACUCCGGACUGGCAAACCCCUCUCUGUGGAGCUAGGUCCUGGCAUAAUGGGAGCCAUUUUUGAUGGCAUUCAGAGACCUUUGUCGGACAUCAGCCAUCAGACUCAAAGCAUUUACAUUCCCAGAGGAGUCAACGUAUCUGCUCUUAGCAGAGAUAUCAAAUGGGAAUUUACGCCUUAUAAAAACCUUCGGGUUGGCAGUCAUAUCACUGGUGGCGAUAUUUAUGGAUUAGUAAAUGAGAACUCCCUCAUCAAACACAAACUUAUGCUGCCACCCCGUAACCGAGGUACAGUGACGUACAUUGCCCCACCUGGCAACUAUGAUACCUCAGAUGUUGUCUUGGAACUUGAAUUUGAGGGAGUAAAAGAGAAGUUCACCAUGGUCCAAGUGUGGCCUGUCCGUCAAGUCCGUCCUGUCACUGAGAAGCUGCCUGCCAAUCACCCUCUGUUAACUGGCCAGCGAGUACUUGAUGCCCUUUUCCCAUGUGUACAAGGAGGAACUACCGCUAUCCCUGGUGCUUUUGGCUGUGGAAAAACUGUGAUAUCACAGUCUUUAUCCAAGUAUUCAAACAGUGAUGUGAUCAUCUAUGUGGGUUGUGGAGAAAGAGGAAAUGAAAUGUCUGAAGUACUCAGAGACUUCCCAGAGUUAACAAUGGAAGUUGAUGGGAAGGUGGAGUCUAUAAUGAAGAGAACAGCUUUGGUGGCUAACACCUCCAACAUGCCUGUCGCUGCUAGAGAAGCUUCUAUUUACACUGGAAUUACUCUGUCUGAAUAUUUCCGUGACAUGGGCUACAAUGUCAGUAUGAUGGCUGAUUCUACAUCUCGAUGGGCAGAAGCCCUUAGAGAAAUUUCCGGUCGCUUAGCUGAAAUGCCUGCUGACAGUGGUUAUCCUGCAUAUCUUGGUGCCCGUUUGGCCUCUUUUUAUGAGCGAGCUGGCCGAGUAAAAUGUCUUGGAAACCCAGAAAGAGAAGGCAGCGUCAGCAUUGUAGGAGCUGUUUCUCCCCCUGGUGGUGAUUUCUCUGAUCCUGUCACAUCUGCCACUCUUGGUAUUGUCCAGGUGUUCUGGGGCUUAGAUAAGAAACUAGCUCAGCGUAAGCACUUCCCUUCAGUAAACUGGCUGAUCAGCUACAGCAAGUAUAUGCGUGCCUUGGAUGAGUACUAUGACAAGCAUUUUACAGAGUUUGUUCCUCUGAGGACCAAGGCUAAGGAGAUCCUGCAGGAAGAAGAGGAUCUGGCAGAGAUCGUACAGCUUGUGGGCAAGGCUUCUUUAGCAGAAACAGAUAAAAUUACCCUGGAGGUAGCAAAACUUAUCAAAGAUGACUUCCUGCAGCAAAAUGGAUAUACUCCUUAUGACAGGUUCUGCCCAUUCUACAAGACUGUAGGCAUGCUCUCCAAUAUGAUCGCGUUUUAUGAUAUGGCACGCAGAGCUAUUGAAACAACUGCCCAGAGUGAUAAUAAAAUCACAUGGUCCAUUAUCCGAGAACAGAUGGGAGAUAUUCUCUAUAAACUGUCCUCCAUGAAAUUCAAGGAUCCAGUAAAAGAUGGUGAAGCCAAGAUCAAGGCUGACUAUGCUCAACUUCUUGAAGAUAUGCAGAAUGCAUUCCGAAGUCUGGAAGACUAGAACUGUGAUUUCUUUUCUUCUCCUCUCCCUCGACCAGCUCACGUGUUCUUAUCUCUUUAAAUUCUAUAUCCCUUCCCCUUUGCUUCCUCAUUGUGCAUCAUUGAGACCAGUAUGUGUGUGUGUGUGUGUGUGUGUGUGUGAGUGUGUGUGUGUGAGUGUGUGACUAAUUAUUCAUUUUCUUGUUCAUAUUUGGUGGGUCUUACAUAAAACAAACAUUCCUUGGUUUCAGUGUUUGAUGGGCCUCCCUGAUUCUUUGUCUGAAGUGUCGUAUAUAAUGACUGUGACUAUCUCUGGUACAGAGUGGGAAUGGCUACACUAACAGUAACUCAGAUAGAGGAUGACUUGAUGACUCUCCCCCUUUCCCCAAGUUACAGACAGGAGUAACACAGGUACUUUUUUUUAAAGCAUUUGUUUUGGCUUAAACAGCCUUGCCCCUGUGUCUUUUGACAUGGAGUCAGUACAUGGAAUGAUCCAUUGUUCUCUAUGGUGAGCGUAUUUGAAGCUUAGCAUUCUGCUAGCUGCUUACUAUGCAGAAAAUAAGUGGUUUCUUUUUUUAAGUAAUGAGAUUGAUUAAUAUUGUUCCAAUUAUGGGUUGCUUCUACUAAUAAAAAAUCAGGAAUAUUUGUAGAAAAUUGUGGAGAAUUACUCUGUUUCUCCGAUUGUGCCUGAAAUAGUGAGUGCAUUGAAAGGCAGUUAUGGGGCUCAGCACAAUAUUUGAAUCGGUACCAAAAAGGGGGAUAGGGAGGAGCCAGGUUGCUAGCUGAACAUGAACAUCAUACUUUGAAAGCAUGCUCUGUUUCCAUAAGUAAAUAUGUUGCAUCAAGAAUUGUUGUAGUGCACUGAUGUUGGAUUUAUUUGAAAAGUGUGCUUCAAAUGAUCGGUAGGGACACGUACCACCUUGCUCUCUUUCUUUCCUUGACAACCAUUUUAGACACCUAAGCUUUUCCAAAUUUGGUAGAGUACAUAUGAGCUUCAAGAUGCAGAGAAUGGUGGCUCGGUGGCUACUUGGGACCGUUAAGGAAAAGUUUGACUAUAAAAAUGCUACCCUGGCCCCACGAAUCACGUUUUCUUUGAAAUGAUUACCUGUCCACCACAUUGUGUGCAUGUUUAAAAAAAGUAUCCUGUUGGCCAGUUUGUGAAAAAUACCUGUUCAAGAGCAUUUUCCUUCUUGUGGUUGGUGAUGUUGGCUCUGGUUUUUCCCAUUACUGGCACAAGAAAUUCCCCAGAUUGUCUGUUUGUAUGUAGCCAUCGCAACAUGACUUCAAAGGUUCCCCUCCAUUUUGUAGGGCUGAUGGGAGUAGUAAAUUCUUGUGUUUGUUACUAAUCCCUAAAGGUAUUGGUGACAGUGGUAACAUUCCACUCUACAGAGAAACUAAGGGUCAUCUGAAAAAGGAGGUGGCUUCAUCCUGUCUCUUAAUGUACAUUUUUAAAACGUGCUUGUUGUAGGGUACACGAGGAAGGAAAACUACAGAGCUUCCCUGAGAGUGGCAGUUUCCCAUUUAACUAUCACUUGCCAAAAGUUCUGGUAUCAGUGCUUCAGAAUUAAUAGAUUUUAGAAGAAAAGGGGGAGAGUUCUUUGAAAGGAGCACUUUAGCUAUGUCAAAUAGUUCUAAAGAGCCCAGAUAAAGUAACUUAUUUAUUUUAUGCCACGAUAGAUUGUUUUAUUUUCAGACAAUAUCUUUUUAUUGGCCUAUUAAGGGUAGGUGCAAUCAUUUGAAGUUAUUUUUCUAGUUUUGUUUAUCCAUUAUAGAUUGCAUAUUCUUGUGGUGGCCUGUUGCUCAAGAAAGCUGUUCUUCCCAAUGAAACUUUUUUGAAACCUUUUCAACAUACUGCCAGAUAAGAGAAAUUAUGCCUUGGAUUAUUGUUGGCCUGUAGACCUCAGGGUGCUGUUUAAUCAGUAUGCUUGCAAUGUGGCCCCCUACCCAUUGGCCCUAAGACCAACAGAAAUUUUAAAAGAUUUUCCACACAUCAAAAAUUCUUCCUUAUUCUACCAUAAACCAAUAGGCAAACUGAGAUUGUGCCAGUGAAGAGUGACCAAGAUUUUACUGUUACCUGAACGUCCAGUGUAUGCAUCUCCUUUUAAGAAUGUUGAUGUAUGAGUUUGAGUUGUCAUCGAAACCAUUUUCCUUCAUCUCUGGUGCCCCUUCACCACUGUACCAUGUGUCGUAGAAUUUCAGAUUAGGGGACUGAUCUUAUUUCUUUAAUGGGGGUGUGGUAAACUUAGAACAAUCUUUUAAAAAAAGAUGAUGCAGUUCUAUAUUUAUUGUGCUGUACCUGGCCCAGGUGGAGCCAGUUCAACCAGUUUAAUUUGUAUUUUUUCCAGUGUUAAAUCUCACAUUGUGCCCAUUAAAAAAUUUCCCCCCCCUCAGGAAUGAGGCAAAAAUAUUGCCUGUUUUCUCCUUGAGAUUUCACUUUAUGUUACGAGUUGUGUACAAUUGUUCAUCUAUGAGAGAAUAAAAAGUGGAUUUAAAGUAA